Cucurbitaria berberidis CBS 394.84 is the source of this 924-nucleotide messenger RNA. RefSeq lists its product as uncharacterized. The transcript has a single exon. The record is from RefSeq and is a predicted model, not a curated record. Bases 1 to 924 code for a protein of 307 amino acids. Lineage: Eukaryota; Fungi; Ascomycota; Dothideomycetes; Pleosporales; Cucurbitariaceae.
AUGCGGUCAAUACUCUCCACCGUCACGCUUCUUUCGUUGCCAUUUCUCGCUGUCUGCCAAUCCGACUCUGAUGGUUACUCUGGUUACAAGCUUGACAUUCGACAAGAUGGCGACCCAACCGCUGUGCUCUACGAAACAGCAAACACUGCCGCAAAUGUGUCCGCAUUUGUGCCAGAGCCUGAUGUCCUGCUAAACGCGUCGGUCCACGUUGGCGAAAUCUUCAUUGGAGUCGACAACCUAACGGCGAAGAUCAACCUCGAUGCCCAGGUCCUCCAGUUGCUGCAGUUCAACGCGGGAGUAGACCUUUCCAUCGACAAAGUCUCUCUCCUGAUCCAGAACGUCACAGCAAAAGUGUACCUCGAAGCCCGCCUAGGCAACCUAGUCAAGAUGAUUGGCGACGUUCUCGACAGCGUGGAUCUCAACCCCAUCAUCGCCGAGUUGGGCAAUGGCCUGGGAACUAUCAUCAACAGCACCACCGGCCUCAUCGGCGACGUCGCAGGCGGGCUGAACGGCAACAAGUCUACCCAAGCCAAUGCAAAGCGCGACCUGGACCUCCACCAAUGGGACCUGCACAACAACAUCCUGUACUCGAUCAACAACUUCGAAGGCAAUGCGAACAAGCGCCGCAUUCUCGCGCAAAACGGCGACAUCGUCGAGCAAACCCUCAACAACAACGGCCUCAUCUCCGGCUCCACCGUCGUAGGCGACUACGUCAAGAGCAUGCGCUUCAACGGCUUCAACGAGAGCGUCACGUUCAAGGGCCAAGAGGUUUGGGAGGAAGAGUACAUUUACGAGCCCUUUGCAGGCUUGUACUCCAUCUCCGGUGUCUUCAAGAGUAAGAGCACCGGCGCAGUGGUGGGAACCCAGCUUCUAGCCGAAGCAAGAGGAGGCGGUAGCGCGAGCAUCGGGAACGAGAAGGCAUGA